AUGUCGGCAAAUCUGUAUCGCACGAAACGGCCAGAGCAAUACUACCAUAUUCACGGCUCCUUGGAAGCAUCAACAACACUGCGAAUGAUAGGACUAGAGCCUUUCCGCCCGGAUCUCACGGAGCACAAAGAUAUCGUCGAUACAAUUGAGUCCCAUGUUGAGAAGUACACGAUCGAAGAGCUGGAAGAACUCAAUGCCAAGCAUACGCAAGCUGGCGUGCCGGCAUUCAAGCAUGAAGAGUUUUUACUCACUCCCCAUGUACGGCCAAACCUCCUGCAUAUGAUUCUCGAGCUCUGUCGAAUUGUUGCCGGGCCGACGAUGGGCCGCAUCCUGGCCGAGUAUGGGGCUGAUGUAUUGAAGAUCACAAGCCCCAAUCUCAGCGAUGUCCCGUUUUUCCAAGUGGAUGGAAACAUGGGGAAGCAUGCCGCUAAUAUCGACCUAAAAACGGUCGAGGGAAAGCGGCUAUUUGAGGAACUGGUCCAAGAUGUGGACGUCGUCCUCGAUGGUUACAGACCUGGAGCCCUCAGCCGACUAGGAUAUGGAACACAGUUCAUGACCGAACUUGCAAAGAAGAGAGGACACGGGGUCGUUUACGUCAAUGAAAACUGCUUCGGCUAUGAAGGCGAAUGGGCCUCCCGACCAGGAUGGCAGCAGAUUGCAGACUGCGUUACGGGACUGGCGUGGGAGCAAGGAAAGUUUAUGGGCAUUGAUGAGCCUAUCGUGCCUCCGUUUCCCAUAUCAGACUAUGGAACGGGGUGCAUUGGCGCCAUCGCGGCUCUGACAGGACUCUACAACCGUGCUACCAUUGGCGGGUCGUGGCACGGAAUGGCAUCUUUGAUGCAAUACGACCUUCUCUUGUUCAAAGCAGGACUGUAUCCUGCAGAUGUCCAGGCGUCCCUGCGCAAAUCCGCCGGAGAAAGCCUGUCUCAGAUGCGACACAGCCAUAGCGUAGACCAGAUUUCUGGUGCUGCACUGCUCAGUAUGCAGAAGAACUACCCGGACAGCAAAGACAUCAGCAAUGGUGCUAUUGGCGCUGAAAAAGUAGGGGGCACUCUUGGCCAGGAGUUCACAGAACAUGUCAUCCAUGCAAUGGGCCCGAAGACGAACCCCAGACUGCGCCAAGUGAUGUCCUCGUUCAUCCAACAUAUUCAUGACUUUGCUCGUGAGGUGCAGCUCACUACGGAUGAGUGGAUGCUUGCCGUGCAAGUGUUGAACGAAGCUGGCAAAAUGAGCAAUGAAAAGCGAAAUGAGGGACAGCUAGUGUGCGAUGUGAUCGGGCUGGAAUCAUUGGUGGAUGAUAUUACAUACCAGCAGGCGGUUCGGACAGCACAGCCAUUGACACAAACCGCCAUUCUGGGACCGUUUUGGCGCAGCGACACGCCUGUUCGCGAAAACGGCACAACAAUCUCUUUCAACACUCCGAAAGAUGGAAAGACGGCUUACAUGUUUGGGAAAAUCACCAGCGCCGAUACUGGAAAGGGCAUACCCAAUGCAGUUGUGGAUGUGUGGCAGGCUUCCACCAAUGGCUUAUAUGAACAACAAGACGACGAUCAGUGCGAGCACAACCUACGAGGAAAGUUUAUCACCGAUGCCGAAGGGAGAUAUUCCUUCUACUGCCUGCGACCGACGCCAUACCCUGUCGAGGCAAAGGGCCACAACCAUUGGCAAAGACUGAAGUCGGAGCCGGAUCACAUCGUGGAGAUAUCUGACCAUACUGCCCACCUCGUGCUGAUUGCACUCUGCAAGGAUCCGGGAACCAGGCAAGAUGCCAUGAAAGUUAUCGCAAACUUUGAUGUCGCUGAACAGAAUCGGCCGCUAUCGGAAAAUAGCACCUGCAGUACGAAGCGCAAAGUGAGGGACGAUGACGUUAUGGUUUGCGAGCAAUGCACAAAAAUCUACACUGAAGACGAGAACUCGGACACUGCUUGUAAUUUUCACAGCGGCCAGUUGGAGCCAGACUACGAUGGCGAAGUCUGGUGCGACCACGACGAGGACAGUCACGGCAUCAUCGACAGCGACGAGCUGCGCCGCGAAUACCCUGAAGGCUACAUUUAG
Messenger RNA from Grosmannia clavigera kw1407, 2055 nucleotides. RefSeq names its product caib baif family enzyme. Gene Ontology annotation, molecular function: ferric iron binding; catechol 1,2-dioxygenase activity. Gene Ontology annotation, biological process: catechol-containing compound metabolic process. The coding region runs from base 1 to 2055 and encodes 684 amino acids. NCBI's taxonomy places the organism in Eukaryota, Fungi, Ascomycota, Sordariomycetes, Ophiostomatales, Ophiostomataceae. The record is from RefSeq and is a predicted model, not a curated record. The transcript is spliced from 9 exons.